Messenger RNA from Pocillopora verrucosa, 1172 nucleotides. RefSeq names its product SIN3-HDAC complex-associated factor-like. The record is from RefSeq and is a predicted model, not a curated record. NCBI's taxonomy places the organism in Eukaryota, Metazoa, Cnidaria, Anthozoa, Scleractinia, Pocilloporidae. Gene Ontology annotation, biological process: negative regulation of cell migration. Gene Ontology annotation, cellular component: Sin3-type complex.
UCUCUGCACAAAAACCUAUUCUUCUCAGCUGUUGCACUUGAGCUUUCCGCACUUAAGUUCUGUUCAGCGAGAAAUCUUUUCAUCUCCUUUCCAAUUUGUUGCGUGAUGUUCGCUUCGCAUAGACCUCGUGUUUUUCGUUCGCGUCUCGGGUGUUGCAUUUGCGGCGCAAAGUCUUCGAGCUCAAGAUUCACGUCUUCGUCAAAAUACGAGUUGUUGUUUAGAGGUUGCUUUCAAUUGAAUGAGGAGAGGCAAGGAGAGAUCUGCAAUGCCUGUGUACUUCUGGUCAAACGGUGGAAGAAACUGCCCUCUGGAAGUGCGAAGAAUUGGAAACAUGUCGUAGACAGUAAAGCAACAGUGAAAAGAACUACGAAGCCAAGGAGAAGUUCGAGAAAUUCUAUGACUGUGGAAAACGGAAACGAACUAACUUCCACGAUGAACGGUUCAAGAGCAACAAGUGGUCGCAGCGCGAGUUGCGGUGGACAAGAAACUCGAGAUGAUGAUGAAAUUGAAACAGAUAGUGGGGAGAUGUCACCCACGUUGAUGUGUGGCUCACCAAGUCCCAGUCCCAGUGAUGUGUCUGAUGAUUUGUCAUCAGGUUCAAUGACCACCUCUUCAAAACAAGUGCGUCAAGUGUCAACAGCUUCACAAACAUCCUUUCUGUUCCCAUCCCUUACCUCUUCAGCAAAUAAUAAGCUGCCAUUCAUUGACCUGUCAAUGUGGCGACGUGAAGAAAUCUGCUGUGGCACCAUAUUCAGAGGGCCUCAUGGUGAGGUCCUUGUAGACCCUAAGCUUCUGAACCCUGUGUGUACAUGCUCUUGUAGUGCCAGGCCCCCUGUACAUGUUGCCGAAACAAAGAGUGUUAACUAGAAAUUGUAUAGUGCUCUGGCCUGAAAAGAUCAGUUAAAGAUUUGCUUCCAAUUAUGUUUCUGACAGAGUUUUUAGCACAUGUUCACAUGACAUUGCAUAAAUGAAUCUUGCAAAUUUCAAUCUGUCUUAUCAAAAUAUAAUUUGGUACAACAUAUACCAUAGUUUCCAAGUCCUUAAAACUCAGAGCCAAAAUGAACAUAUGUUCAUGACAUCAUCACAUACAUGUACUGCAAUUAUGAUGGUAAGACUUGAAAUAAUUGAUAUCUUCAAUAGCCUUCAAAUGAGUCCAGUAUCAUCAUUUCCAA